This is a messenger RNA of Notechis scutatus (mainland tiger snake), 544 nucleotides long. The record is from RefSeq and is a predicted model, not a curated record. Lineage: Eukaryota; Metazoa; Chordata; Lepidosauria; Squamata; Elapidae.
AAUGUGGAAGCUUUAUUGAGGAUCUUUCAACUCUAUAAACUAGAUCAGAUUAAGAAACUGAUUGCCUGGGAACCAGUACAAGAAGAAGAUAUGACCUUGGUGACAGUACGGCCUAACUUCCAAGACAAUAUCCAUGUUGGUUAUAUCUCAGGUCUCAAGAAAUUCACCGAAUAUUUCACCUCAGUCCUAUGUUUCACUACUCCAGGCGAUGGACCCCGCAGCCCACCACAGCUGGUGCGCACCCAUGAGGACGUUCCGGGUCCAGUGGGACAUCUCAGCUUCAAUGAGAUCUUAGACACAUCUUUGAAGGUCAGCUGGCAAGAGCCCUUGGAAAAGAAUGGCAUUUUAACAGGCUAUCGGAUCUCCUGGGAGGAAUACAACCGCACGAACACCCGCGUUACACACUACCUCCCCAAUGUCACCCUGGAGUAUCGUGUUACUGGCCUCACUGCUUUGACCACCUAUACUAUUGAAGUGGCAGCCAUGACAUCCAAGGGACAAGGACAGGUUGCUUCCUCUACCAUUUCUUCUGGGGUUCCCCCAG